Astrephomene gubernaculifera is the source of this 1464-nucleotide messenger RNA. The record is from the annotation of a GenBank genome assembly. Lineage: Eukaryota; Viridiplantae; Chlorophyta; Chlorophyceae; Chlamydomonadales; Astrephomenaceae.
AUUCCUUAACUACAUGCCCUCCUAAUGGCUUACUGAACGCCGGCGCUUCGACGAAGGAGGUUUGGGAUCUUUUAUGGCAGGUCAGCUGCAACUCGUGGUAGCAUGCACCCUUGCAGCAGCUUCUGGCUUGGUAUUAUGGAUCCUUGAGCAAGGGCAUGAGCGGCGACAGGAGAAUAAUGCUGGCCGCCCUGGUCGUUAUGAACGGGGAAUGCGUGAACGCGAGUAUGUCCGCCUUAUUCCGGAUGGCGAAAUGCUGCUAGUUAGGAGCCUCUUGCGGCGCAUCUACAAAUCUCGCGGUUGGACUAUCGACGCAGCGUCCCGCGAGCGGGCAUGGGCGGGUGUUUUGGCCACAGCGCAGACUCAAGCGGGCGGCAGUUGGCCGAUGGACUUCCAACCUUGCGACGUCACGUCAGAGCAGCUCCAAGCGCUAUGCCUUGCUGUGGAACAGACCUUCCUGGGAGGCCUUCUCUCCGCACAGAUUCGCAAGUCUCGCCGGCCGCGCCUGCAAGUCGAGUUGGCUGUUGACCCGCGGGAUCCUCAUUCAUGGCUGUCAGGCCUGCACGAGGACAACACCAUUUACAUCAAUGCUAACCGCUGGCGGGAAAGCAUAUCCGAUGUCAGCCCCUUGGAUUUCGAGGGCACGCUUUGCAGCAGCAAGUUGGAGGCACUUGCACAUGCUCUUGGCCAUGAGUUGGUCCAUGCGGUGGUGUUAAACUUCUUCCCCGAAAUGGACGCGACCUCGCCUGCUUACAUACCUGACGAUAAGCAUGGACCCAUUUUCAUGCUUCUGAACAAACGGCUGUUCGGCCACACUGGCCAUGCCUGUCGGCGCCUGUUUACCGUUGAAGGGUAGAUGCUGCAGGAGGGGUUAUGUAUAUAUCCACAUGCGUGUCCAAUGUCGGGUCUUACUGCGUUAUAGGACUAUGCUUCAUGUCAGACGCCGUUUAAUCUUAGAAGCAGCCGCUUCUUGCUGGCUUUCGUACGUUUUUCCUUGUCUUGUACGAACUGGCCAUGUUCCUGAAGACAUGUCUUCCUAAAAUCAUGUCCGUUACAUACUCGUUAGGUCAGUGUCAGUUUUGGGGCCAGUACUCUAUACACUCGCUAGGAUGCCAUUUGCCAUAAUGCAUAUUGUUUGGUUUACUGGUACGUAGCAGGGGUGCCUUUUGGGGCUGCUGGUGUUUUGGCGUAGGCAUCACACCCAUCCGUGCGUUGGGAUAUGACGGACAUGUGGGGUAGACCACCAUGCUCCUGUCCUACCGCACGGCACGCUGCUGUGUUUAGCAUGGACAGUUUAGCACUUAUCACGGGGGCCGCACUUAUCAGGUAUAUAGUCGAUGUGGGUGUGGUAUGCUGUGAUGUGGCCAUGACCACGACAGUACCGGUAUGCAGAGAAGUGAUUACAUUGUCUGCUUUGCGACACGCCUGCGUCACGUGUGUUGCAGCACCGGUAUACGGUAACAGGGC